Molecule: messenger RNA, 4893 nt
Organism: Epinephelus fuscoguttatus (brown-marbled grouper)
Lineage: Eukaryota; Metazoa; Chordata; Actinopteri; Perciformes; Serranidae
Gene: tuba5
Product: tubulin alpha 5
Exons: 5
Coding region: 3339-4697 (452 amino acids)
Biological process (GO): microtubule cytoskeleton organization; mitotic cell cycle
Cellular component (GO): microtubule; cytoplasm
Molecular function (GO): structural constituent of cytoskeleton; GTP binding
Source: RefSeq, a predicted model, not a curated record
GGAUUAUCUUGAGUAACCAGGUCAUGAUUUCUGGAAAGAGACAUUGCUGUUGAGUUUUUUGGCGCUUUGAGCACCACAAGCUGAGUGCCAUCUAGUUCCAUCAUUAUCAAAAGAAGCCAGACAUCUCUAUGGCUGAUAUCUCCAACACUUGGUGACUUGCACCUAAACUGAUGAAUACACACAUGGACAAAAUUGUUGGUACCCUUCCGUUAAAGACAGAAAAACCCACAAUGGUCACUGAAAUAACUUGAAACUGACAAAAAUAAUAAUAACACCCUUAAUUUAAUAUUUUGUUGCACAACCUUUUGAGGCAAUCACUGCAAUCAAUCGAUUUCUGUAACUCUCAAUGAGACUUCUGCACCUGUUAACAAGUAUUUUGGCCCACUCCUCAUGAGCAAACUGCUCCAGCUGUCUCAGGUUUGAAGGGUGCCUUCUCCAGACUGCAUGUUUCAGCUCCUUCUCACAGAAGGCCACUUCAGAAUAGUUCAGCGUUUUGUUCUUAGCCAAUUUGGGUGUUUGUAGCUGUGUGUUUUGGGUCAUUAUCCUGUUGGAGGACCCAUGACCUGUGACUGAGACCAAGCUUUCUGACACUGGGCAGCACAUUUCGCCCCAGAAUGCCUUGAUAGUCUUGAGAUGUAAUUGUACCCUGCACAGAUUCAAGACACCCUGUGCCAGAUGCAGCAAAGCAGCCCCAGAACAUAGCCGAGCCUCCUCCAUGUUUCACAGUAGGCACAGCGUUCCUUUCUUUGUAUGCUUCAUUUUUGCAUCUGGGAACAUAGAGCUGAUGUGACUAGCCAAAUAGCUCCAGUUUUGUCUCAUCUGUCCAAAGGUCAGUACAGAAAGAUAAAAAACAAUACAUAAAAUAUAAUACAAGUGAUAACAAACCACUAAUAGCAAAAUAUUUUCGACUGCAACAACAAAAAAAUAGCAAAUAAUAGGAUCCAUUUGUGUAAUCUUUAAGAAGAUUUUGCCAAUACUGGUAUUAAAAGUAAAAGUUAUUGGUCUGCAGGAAAAUGUCCCUUGUGAUAGAUCACAUGACUAAAAUAAUAUUACUGUUGCAGCAGGUCGCAGUGGAGCUGGUUUAAAUUACUUUAGUUGGUGGUUUUGUCCAGUGGGUCCCAACUUGGGUCCCCUUCAGAGGGUCACAAGAUGAAUCUGAGGGGUCGCGGGAAGAUUCAUGUGAGAGGGCCGAAGGCAAAACAAAGUUCUGCUGCACAAAUUAUAAACGACACAAGGGACCAAAUUAAAUAGUUUUUAUAAAGGUCACAAAACAAAAAGGCUGAGUAACACUGAUUUAAUCUGUAGCAAUGUAUUUUAAAGCGACAGAAACUUAUUAUGCUCGAGUAAAGUACAAAAUGUUAUCUGAGGGCUGAACUAAAUUGUUGGAUACAAUUCUUGAUGUUUCCUGAAAAACAAAGCUCUCAUGUUCACCAGAAUAAUAACGUUGCCAAAAUAUUCAGUCACAGAGGAAAUAUUUAAUCACACGUCAGUUAUAUUACAGGGAAGCUUUGUGUGAUUUGCUGAAUUGUGUAAUCAGAUUCAGUUACACCUCAGUUUCCUAAGAAAGACACAAACUGAUGACUAAUAAUGAAAUAGGAUCUUUUCAGUUCAUCUCUUUUGAUGAAUGGAAACAUUAAGAUUGAAUAGAAGGUAAGUCUGCACGUUCACCAAACAAUGAAACAGAUUUCACCAUCUGCUGUACUUCCAUGUGCAAUUUUAAAGCAUAAAGAAACAGCAGGAUGAUCAAAUGCAGAUAUAUGAUCAGCUCUUUUACUGGUUGUUAUCAUUUUAAAAUCAUAAAUUGUCAGUGCUGCAAAGUAAAUACGUCUACUUGAGUGUUGUUGUUAAAGUAGGAUUUGAGGUACUUGUUCUUUACUUGAAUAUUUCCCUUUUAUGCUACUUUAUACUUCUAGUCCACUUCAUCUAUUUGACAGCCAGAGUAGGUUUCAUUUGACAUAUGAGGACAUAAAAAACAGGGUGUUUUGGGGUCCCCUUUGAGAAAAUCUUAAGCAUCAAACACAUAAUUUCCUGCAUUCUGGUGAUUUUUUUACGCAUCGAUUUAUGGUGUAAAUGUCUGUAAUUUAGUCAAAAUAAAAGUCCUCUGCUAUUUUUAGGAGUUUGUUGGAGGGGACAGAUGUACAUGUUGAAAUUUUAAGGGGGACGUGUCCCUCUGUGUCCAUAUCACUUCAUAAAAUGUGAUAUAUUUUAGAUUAAACUACAAUGAUGCAACGACACAACACAAUACGCCACGAUACGAUAUGAUGCGCUUUAUUUUCCCUGUAGGGAAAUUUGUCUUGGACUCAGGAGCUGCACAAGUAUUGCUGCCUUACUAUAACAGUCAGGAAGAAAUGAAGCAUACACCAUUAAAACAUAAGAACACACACUACACAUAACACCAGCACACAACAGAGCACUGUAAGCAAACACAACGCAACCCCUAAAUAUUAAAUGUCAUCAUUUAAAAUCUUAAUUGACGUUGGCACAAGUUAAUUUUUAAAACAGUUUAGUGGGCUGUAUAAAUGUUCCAUUAGUCCCAGUCUGACUGCAACAUAAAUAUGUGUGAGUAAUAACAAAUACAGUACCAUAUGAGAAUGAAUGAAAGAAAAGCAGUUCAUUUAAUUUUCACAGCUACAUUUUCUGACCUUCAUGUCUUCAACAUUUAUAAAUCACUGAGUAAACUACUUCAGAAAUAUGAAUAAUUAUUUGCUAAAAAGUAACAACUGUUCUUUUUAAAAUCACCUGUAGAUCAGUUUUGUUAAAUAAUUUCAUAGAAGAAUGUCAUUAAAUCACCACACUGCUGAACAGUGCAAAAGAAAAUGUGGCUCCCUUUCCACCUCUUCCAAAUCACACAGCUUAUUUCGUCUGGUUUCCUUAUUCACGUCAUUUAUCUGAAUUCCUCUCCAUCACUGUAUGAUGUUAUAAAAAGUGACAGAACCAUUGUUGGCCGGGUGUGAAAUAGCCUUUGGCACAAGUUGGAUUGAUUCAGAUGGAUAAUAAAUAUGAAUUAAAAGUUCUUUCUUGUGAAAAAAGUGACAGAAGUGAGGGAGAAGUAGCUUCAUGUGGGGGGAGGAAGACUUCCCUCCCUCUAACAUGAAGCCUGAAUAAACAUCAGUCAGUCACACACCAUCCUAACACUAACCCAGGUGAGCCCAUCUGUCUGUCUGCAGGUAUAAAGAGCUGCUGCAGCAGGCGGAACGAAGCAUCGCUGUGUCUGUUAGGACACGUUACACACCCCUGGAUCAGUGCAGAGGAACUGCUCAGUCUGUGCUGAGCCUUGCGGACAGAAUAACGCACAUUAACCUGAAGCAAAACCACCAUCUCAUCUCAUCUCCAGCGACAUGAGGGAGUGCAUCUCCAUCCACGUGGGUCAGGCAGGUGUCCAGACAGGAAACGCCUGCUGGGAGCUCUUCUGCCUCGAACAUGGCGUCGGUCCUGAUGGCGUCUCCUUGGAGAGUCCUGCAGAACCAAACUCUCGUGAAGACCCAUUCAACACCUUCUUCAACACUGGCAGCUCUGGGCAUCAUGUUCCCAGAGCGAUCUAUGUGGACCUGGAGCCCACAGUGGUUGAUGAGGUAAGAGUUGGAAAGUACAGAGAGCUUUUCCACCCUGAGCAGCUGAUCUCUGGAAAGGAGGAUGCAGCCAACAACUACGCACGAGGCCAUUACACUGUCGGGAAAGAAAUCAUUGAUGGAGUCAUGGAGCGCGUCCGUAAAAUGACGGACCAGUGCACCGGCCUGCAGGGGUUCCUCGUCUUUCACAGUUUUGGAGGUGGAACCGGCUCCGGCUUCACCUCUUUGCUGAUGGAGCGUCUUUCUGUCGACUAUGGCAAGAAAUCCAAGCUGGAGUUUGCUGUGUACCCAGCCCCUCAGGUGUCCACCGCUGUGGUGGAGCCCUACAAUGCCAUCCUCACCACCCACACCACCUUAGAGCACUCCGACUGCGCCUUCAUGGUGGACAACGAAGCCAUCUACGACAUAUGUAGGCGCAACAUGGACAUCGACAGUCCCGGUUACACCAACCUCAACAGAUUGAUCGGUCAGAUUGUGUCCUCAAUCACAGCCUCCCUUCGUUUCGACGGCUCCCUCAAUGUGGACCUGAUGGAGUUCCAGACCAAUCUGGUCCCAUUUCCACGUAUCCACUUCCCUCUGGUUACCUACUCGCCCAUCAUCUCUGCUGAGAAGGCGUAUCACGAGCAGCUGACUGUGUCCGAGAUCACAAGCGCCUGCUUUGAGCCGACCAAUCAGAUGGUCAAGUGUGACCCCCGUCAUGGCAAGUACAUGGCGUGCUGCAUGCUGUACCGAGGCGAUGUCGUCCCUAAGGAUGUAAAUGCUGCCAUCGCAAACAUAAAGACCAGACGUUCUAUUCAGUUCGUCGACUGGUGCCCAACUGGAUUUAAGGUGGGCAUCAACUACCAACCUCCGACUGCGGUCCCUGGUGGAGACCUGGCCAAAGUCCAGAGGGCUGUUUGCAUGCUGAGCAACACCACGGCCAUCGCUGAGGCCUGGUCACGUCUCGAUCACAAGUUCGACCUCAUGUACGCCAAGCGUGCGUUCGUCCACUGGUAUGUAGGUGAAGGUAUGGAGGAGGGAGAGUUCGCAGAGGCCAGAGAGGACCUGGCCUGUCUCGAAAGGGAUUACGAGGAUUUGGGUCAAACAUACCCAGAUUCUGAAAAUGAUGAUGAAGACCAAGAAUACUGAACCCUGCAAGGCUGUGACGGCUGCAUGGCAUUUUAUCCUGAGUCAGUAAUGAUGUCAUAUCUGUACUGUCUGUCUUCUAAAGCUAGCCAAGGUGAUGAUCUUUGUCACUGCCAUGUUUUUAUAACGUCAGAAGAAGACAGACUAACACUGAAGCUGUAUUUGAAUUGUGUUGUGAAAUAAAGUUUGUCUUUGCAUA